This is a messenger RNA of Paracoccidioides lutzii Pb01, 2307 nucleotides long. RefSeq lists its product as hypothetical. The transcript is spliced from 2 exons. The record is from RefSeq and is a predicted model, not a curated record. Gene Ontology annotation, molecular function: ATP hydrolysis activity; ATP binding. Bases 1 to 2307 code for a protein of 768 amino acids. Gene Ontology annotation, cellular component: mitochondrial matrix; cytoplasm. Gene Ontology annotation, biological process: cellular response to heat.
AUGCAGGGAUCAAAACUUCGACGCUGCGGUCCUCAGCUGCUUCAAGCUUCUGCAACAGCUUCAAGAUUUGGAAUCCCGGCACGAGCACCGGUUUUCCGGACGGAACUAUUAAGACAAUGGCCUUCUCAGCUCCGGAUCUUCUCAAACGUACCCUUAUAUAAAUUCUGUGGUGUUCGCCAUUAUGCGAACGGUAGACCACACCCUCCAGGCGGAACUCAUCGGAUGAAUAUGGGUGGAGAGCCGGAAAAGUCUGCACUAGAAGAAUACGGAGUCGAUCUUACCGCUAGAGCAAAGGAUGGCAAACUUGAUCCUGUCAUUGGUAGAGAUGGGGAAAUUCAGCGGACAAUACAAAUCUUGUCAAGGAGAACAAAGAAUAAUCCGGUCCUAAUUGGAUCUGCCGGCACCGGCAAAACCGCUAUUCUCGAAGGCCUGGCCCAGAGAAUUGUCCGAGGGGACGUCCCAGAGAGUGUCAAGAAUAAGCGCGUCAUUUCAUUGGAUUUGGGUCAACUUAUUGCAGGUGCAAAAUUCAGGGGGGAUUUUGAGGAAAGACUGAAGAAAGUGCUGAAGGAGGUGGAAGAAGCCCAAGGGGGUGUUAUAUUAUUUGUGGAUGAGUUACAUACGCUACUUGGGCUCGGGAAGGCAGAGGGAAGCAUUGACGCAAGCAACCUGCUGAAGCCUGCCUUAUCCCGUGGUGAGCUGCAGUGCUGCGGUGCUACGACGUUGAACGAGUAUCGUCAGAUCGAAAAGGAUGUUGCUCUUGCUCGGCGGUUUCAGCCCAUCGUUGUUGAAGAGCCUGCGCUCGUGGCAGCUGCUACAUACAGCAAUCGAUAUAUUACGGAUCGUUUCCUACCGGACAAGGCGAUUGACCUUGUAGAUGAGGCUGCCUCUGCUCUUCGAUUACAACAGGAGUCGAAACCUGAUGCAAUUCAAGAGCUUGACCGACAAAUUAUGACCAUUCAAAUCGAGCUUGAAUCGCUGCGCAAGGAGACUGACAUUCCAAGCAAGGAGCGCCGGGAGAAAUUGGAAGAGCUCUUGAAAACCAAGCAAGAUGAAGUCAAGGAAUUUACCGAUGUCUGGGAAAAGGAAAAAGCGGAACUUGACGCCAUUAAACAGGCCAAGGAGGAUUUGGAACGUGCAAGGGUAGAUUUAGAGCAAGCCCAACGCGAAGGAAAUUUUGCCAAAGCCAGCGAGUUACGAUACUCGAUAAUUCCAAAACUUGAGAACAAACUUCCAAAAGAAGGGUCGGACACGGCAACCAGCACCACAGCUGAUGGCGUGGUGCUUCUUCACGAUUCCGUGACGAGCGAUGAUAUAGCUGGUGUGGUAUCCCGUACUACAGGCAUUCCGGUUAACAAGUUGAUGGCCGGAGAGGUUGAGAAACUUAUCCACAUGGAAGACACUUUAAGACAGUCAGUCCGUGGGCAGGAUGAAGCGCUCUGUGCCGUGGCUAAUGCUGUUCGUAUGCAAAGAGCUGGGCUUAGCGGAGAAAAUCGGCCAUUAGCAUCUUUUAUGUUCUUGGGACCAACGGGAGUUGGUAAAACAGAACUUUGCAAAAAGAUGGCAGGCUUCCUAUUUUCGACCGAAUCGGCCGUUUUACGGUUUGAUAUGAGCGAAUUUCAGGAAAAACAUACUGUUAGUCGCCUUAUCGGCUCUCCUGCCGGAUAUGUUGGGUAUGAGGAUGCCGGUCAAUUAACAGAAGCCGUCAGAAGGAAACCCUACGCCGUAUUACUCUUCGAUGAAUUCGAGAAGGCCCAUCGCGAUAUAUCAGCACUUCUGCUUCAGGUUCUAGACGAAGGCUUCCUCACUGACGCCCAGGGUCAUAAAAUCGACUUCCGGAACACUCUGAUCGUGUUAACAUCUAACCUUGGUGCAGAAAUUCUUGUUGGCUCCGAUCCUACCCUUGGAGAGGAGGUUUCGACGGAGAUAAAAUCAGCUGUUAUGGCUACAGUUCAGACGUCAUAUCCUCCUGAAUUUUUGAACAGGAUUGAUGAGUUCAUUAUUUUCAAGAGACUCUCAAGAAAAGCGCUGCGGGAUAUUGUAGACAUUAGGUUGCGAGAACUUCAACUGAGGCUGGAUGAUCGAAGAAUAACCUUGAAGGUAGAUGAUGGUGUGAAAGGCUGGCUUUGUGACAAGGGAUACGAUCCACGAUAUGGAGCUCGUCCCUUGAACAGACUUAUUGCGAAAGAAAUCGGCAAUCGUCUAGCGGACAAAAUAAUCAGGGGGCAAGUUACUACUGGCCAGGUGGCGCAUGUCACUCUCAACGCUGACAAGUCUGGUCUCAACGUCGCAACUGAAGAAGCUACAUAA